GUCAAACGUAACAAAUGUCGCUUAUAUUUACAAAACAUAUUUAAAAAUACAUUAUUAUUAUGAAAUGAAGCGAAAGUAAUGAUACAUCUGGCAAAAUCGAGUGUCGGAAACCUGUGAUUGUGUUAUAUUUGUGAUUUAUUGUGAUACCUGGAGCAUAACCUCAAAAUUAACAAUUUGAUCUUUAUAUUCGGUGGAGAUAAUGGCUUUGCAGCUGUCUAGACGUGAAGUGGACGACUUGCGUUCGUCGUUAGAUCGUGCAAUUUAUCGCACAAUUGGGAAAUCGGAUAGUUCGCUUUUGUCAACAGUUGCGUCUUGCCUGACUAAUGGCUAUGAACGGAGGAAAAUCAUAGACAAGAUAUCAUCCCACAUAGAUUCAAAGAAAGCAAGUAAACUAGCAGACAAAGUGUUGGCUUUGGCACAGGAACUAAUAUCAAGUUCAAAGUCAUCUAAGAGAAAAUAUGAGUCUUCAAGUGACAAGGAUAGAGAUACAAAGAGGUCAAGACAUGAUGAAAAAGAGAUCAAAGAAGAGAAGCGGGAGUCUAAAAUUGAGAAGGAGAGACAGGAGAAAGAGGAUGAGAAGAAUAAUGGUAAUGGGAUGGAAUUGCCAAUAAUUCUACCUGAAGGAGAGACUGUCGGAUCCAAGAUGGCAGGACUUAGUGCGGAUAAGAUUAAGUUGAUGAUGGCGAACGCACAGAAGGAGAUAGAGGAGCGCAAGCGAGCUUUGUUAGCGAUGAAGGGUGAACAGAGGCCGAGUGUGAACGCAGCGGUGGCAGCGGCCCAGCAACUAAAAGUACAGAUGCAGCAGAAUAAUGCCAUACCACCGCCAAGUGUUAUCAAGCCUGUGCUUUAUUCAAAGCCAUCUGUAGCGCAUUUGAGUCAAGAGGAGUUGGAGAAGCAGAGGAAGAUAGCUGAACUGCAGGCGAGGAUACAGAGGAAGUUGGCAGGUGGAGCGCUGGCUGCAGCAGGUAACACGGGUCCUGCACCCCUCAUACUGGACAGAGAGGGUCGCACUGUGGACACCAGCGGGAAGAGAGUCCAGCUCACACAUGUCGCGCCCACGCUCAAGGCGAACAUCCGUGCACUACGUCGCGAGGAGUUCAAGGCUCAGCUGUGGAGCGGGUCAGCGUCCAGCGUGCCGGCAGCCAGCGCGCCCUGGUACGACGACCGCGUCGACACCAAGCCCGCUGUGCGCACUCGACGUGCUCUGCGCUUCAACGAGCCCGGCAAGUUCCGACAUCUCGCUGACAGGCUCCGCAUGAAGGCACAACUGGAGAAGCUGCAGAAUGAGAUAAGUCAGAUCGCACGCAAGACUGGCAUUUCUUCAGCCACGAAGCUUGCCCUACUCGCCGCGGACACGCCCGACUCUGACCGUCUGCCAGACAUUGAGUGGUGGGACAGCGUAAUCCUGAUGACUCCAGAAGAGAGAGAAGAGAAGAGAAAGAGAAGUGCGCCGACAGGAGACAGCAGGACUGACAUACAGAGAGUGGACGCAUGUAAUGUGGGAGAUGAUGAUAUUGUAGAGAAUCUGAAUGAAGAUGCCAUCACCAACCUUGUUGAACAUCCGCAGCAGUUGAGACCGCCCACGGAGCCAUUAAAGCCGACGUAUAUGCCGGUCUUCCUCACAAAGAAGGAGAGGAAGAAGUUAAGAAGACAGAGCAGACGUGAAGCUUGGAAGGAGGAGCAGGAGAAGGUCAGAUUAGGUCUGGAAGCACCACCGGAACCUAAACUCAGGAUAUCGAAUCUAAUGCGUGCUUUGGGUACGGAGGCUGUACAAGAUCCGACCGCCAUUGAGGCGAAGGUGCGGGAACAGAUCGCCAAGCGACAGAAGACGCACCAGGAUGCAAACAAGGCGAGGGCACUCACAAAGGAACAGAAGAGGGAAAAGAUUGACAGGAAGAUAAGGGAAGAUACAUCACUAGGUGUCCACGUGGCUGUUUAUAGAGUGAAGGAUCUGUUUGAAUGCGCCUCAGCUAAGUUCAAAGUGGAAGUGAACGCGAAGCAGCUUCACAUGACGGGGUGCGUGCUGCUGCACCGCGGCUGCUGUCUCGUUGUCGUGGAGGGGGGACCUAAACAACAUGAUAAAUAUAAAAGGCUGAUGCUGCAUCGUAUAAAAUGGGAGGAGGAUAUAGUGAAGGACGCGGAGGGCGCGGAGGUGCCCAACGCGUGUCAUCUUGUGUGGGAGGGUGUCACCAAACAUCGCGCAUUUGGAGAAAUCAAGUUUAAGGUGAUGCCGACAGAGAAACAGGCGCGGGAACAUUUCCAAAAGCACGGAGUGGAACAUUACUGGGACCUGGCGUAUAGUGGUGCGGUCCUCGGCACCGCGGUCGACCAACCCUAACUGACCUCCACGUACCACAAUAUGACUAGACAACGUGGGUCUAAAUAAACUAGAUUAUACUACCAACCAAUAUUAUUUGACCCCUGGAAAUAACUACUAAGCAACGGGUGUCUAAUUAUACUAGAUAUUAGUUGGCCAGUUUUACUUGACCUUUGCCUGUAACUAGUUGUCUAGGAAACAGGAGUCUUGAUUAAUGUUCAACCAUUUCUAGUAGACCUCCACAAAUAAGUAAUGAGGAGUCUAGGAGCUGCUAUUUGAAAAUGUCGGCUAUUUUUUUGUGUUGAUUUGAAGAUUCCAAUCAACAACUAGGCACAUAAUAUUAAGGCUUCAAGCCUGUCUAGUAUCCAUAUUAAUAGAGGUCAUUGGAGUUUAGAUAUACGUCAGUCAAUAUAGAUAUUUUAAGGAGUAAAUUUUU
Papilio xuthus (Asian swallowtail) is the source of this 2753-nucleotide messenger RNA. It is a transcript of the gene Prp3, whose product is annotated as pre-mRNA processing factor 3. The record is from RefSeq and is a predicted model, not a curated record. Gene Ontology annotation, biological process: mRNA splicing, via spliceosome. Gene Ontology annotation, cellular component: U4/U6 x U5 tri-snRNP complex. The transcript has 16 exons. Lineage: Eukaryota; Metazoa; Arthropoda; Insecta; Lepidoptera; Papilionidae. Bases 200 to 2338 code for a protein of 712 amino acids.